Molecule: messenger RNA, 1697 nt
Organism: Rubroshorea leprosula
Lineage: Eukaryota; Viridiplantae; Streptophyta; Magnoliopsida; Malvales; Dipterocarpaceae
Source: the annotation of a GenBank genome assembly
UUAACCCAAAAAAGGAAAACCUCAGUAUACUGAGAAGGGCACCCUCCUAUAUUUCCACAAAAAGUUAUUUUUCAAUUUUCCCUCCAUGGAAAAAUACGCUGAUAUCUGCUGGAUUCUGCUUCUUGCUUCCAAGUGCAUUACUUUCUCGUCCCAAAACGCCUUUUUGAUUCUGUUUUUUCUUUGCAUGGCUUGGUUAGCCAUGGUUCUUUGCUUCUGGGCACAUCCUGGGGGUCAAGCUUGGGGUAAGUAUUAUGGAAGCAAGAGAGGAGCCGGAACCAAACCCAUCCCAGGACCACGAGGCCUCCCGGUUGUUGGAAGCGUAAAACUCAUGGCUAACUUGGCUCACCACAAGCUCACUGCAGCUGCCAAGUCCUUUGGUGCUAAGCGGCUUAUGGCUUUUAGCUUGGGUGAUACCCGGGUCAUCAUCACUUGCAACCCUGAUGUGGCAAAAGAGAUCCUAAACAGCUCCGUAUUUGCUGAUCGUCCCAUGAAAGAGUCUGCUUAUAAUCUCAUGUUCAACAGAGCCAUCGGUUUCGCUCCUUAUGGAGGUUAUUGGCGAACUCUAAGAAGAAUCGCUGCAACACAUCUCUUCUGUCCGAAACAAAUCAGCUCCACCGAGGAACAGCGGUUCCAUAUUGCCACUCAAAUAGUUUCUUUGGUUUCAUGUCAUGGAGGAGGAAUAUUCCCUGUGCGGGAUAUUGUCAAGAAGGCAUCUCUCAACAGCAUGAUGUCGGCGGUGUUUGGUCGGAAAUAUGAACUGAGUUCCUCAAACAGCGAAACUGAAGAACUGAGCCGGCUCGUUGGAGAAGGUUAUGACUUACUAGGAAAGCUUAAUUUGUCUGAUCAUCUUCCGUGGUUAUCCGGUCUAGACCUUCAAAAUAUCCGGUCCAGAUGCUCAAAACUGGUCCCUAAAGUCAACCAGUUCGUGAACAAAAUUAUUCAAGAGCAUAGAAUUCAAUCCGGAGAAAGACAUGACUUCGUGGAUGUUUUGUUCUCCCUCAAAGAACCGGACAAACUAUCAGAUCAGGAUAUGGUUGCCGUUCUAUGGGAAAUGAUAUUUAGAGGAACCGAUACGGUGGCGGUUUUGAUCGAGUGGAUACUAGCCAGAAUGGUACUCCAUCCGGAAAUCCAAUCAAAGGUGCACGAUGAGCUGGAUUAUGUCGUCGGAAGAUCACAGCCGUUGAGAGAAUCGGACGUUCAAAAAAUGGGGUACCUGUCGGCGGUGGUUAAGGAGGUCCUUAGGUUACACCCACCCGGCCCACUUUUGUCGUGGGCCCGUUUAGCAAUCACAGACACCACUGUUGACGGUCAUCACGUGCCAGCGGGGACCACGGCCAUGGUCAACAUGUGGGCCAUUACCAGGGACUCUGAAGUGUGGGUGGACCCACUAAAGUUUUCGCCGGAGAGAUUUGUGCGGAAGGAUGGUGUUGAUGUGGAGUUUUCCGUUUUGGGAUCGGACCUGAGGUUGGCGCCAUUUGGGUCGGGUAGGAGGAGUUGCCCGGGAAAGGCAUUGGGUUUGGCAAACGUGACGUUUUGGGUCGGGUCGUUGUUGCACGAGUUCGAAUGGGUAGAAUCGGAUCAUGACCCGGUUGAUCUCACUGAGGUGUUGAGGCUCUCCUGUGAAAUGGCAAACCCUUUGAAGGUCAAAGCACUACCUAGGCGCAGAUAGAAGAAACAAAGAAAAUGGUCAAAUUUCA